AUCUUAAUAAGAAAAUAUUCAUUGUACAAUCAGUAACCUAAGAUGAAGUUCCUGUCGCUUUUCGUAUUGCUGGCGCUUGUCGUUUGCGCUGCCUGCAAGAAUCACGAGGAAUGGAAAGGAGAACGACCUGGAGAUUUUGAUCGCAGACCUUAUUCCAAUCCCUAUGCCUAAACAUAGAGAAUUUCAAUCAUUAACAUUGUAUGUUAUAAAAACAAGACAAACUAAAUUGUAAAUUUAAUAUCGCAAAAGGGAAAUA
This is a messenger RNA of Drosophila takahashii, 256 nucleotides long. RefSeq lists its product as uncharacterized. The record is from RefSeq and is a predicted model, not a curated record. Lineage: Eukaryota; Metazoa; Arthropoda; Insecta; Diptera; Drosophilidae.